Messenger RNA from Durusdinium trenchii, 2427 nucleotides. Lineage: Eukaryota; Dinophyceae; Suessiales; Symbiodiniaceae. The record is from the annotation of a GenBank genome assembly.
AUGGAUGUGACGCUGCUGGACUAUGGCGCGGGAAACGUCAAGAGCGUCUUCAAUGCGAUCCAGUCAUUGGGGUACAAGGUGCACUUCGUUGAAACGCCCGAGGACAUCUUGAAGGCUGAGCGGCUGAUCUUCCCGGGUGUGGGCGCCUUCGGCGCCUGCGUGGACGCGCUGCAGCGGAAGGGCUUCAUGGAGCCCUUGAGGCAGUACUUGAAAGAGGACCGGCCCUUCUUCGGCAUUUGCCUGGGCAUGCAGACCCUCUUUGAAGGAAGUGAAGAGUCGCCAGGUGUGCCUGGCCUGGGCUUGUUGCCGGGCCUGGUGCGACGCUUCCCCACCACGAGCCUGGCGGUGCCAAACAUCAACUGGAGUGGUGUAGCACCCAUGCGCUUGGAGCCCUGGCCUUUGGAGAAGGACCAGCCCCGCUGCUAUUUUGUGCACUCCUAUCGGGUGCCCAUGCCUGAAGGCGCUGCGCCCUGGGCCCUGGCCUGCUCUGAGUACGGCGAGACCUUCGUGUGCGCUGUGCGCCAGGGCCGCUGUGUGGCUACGCAGUUCCACCCCGAGAAGAGUGGAACCGCUGGCUUGAAGAUCCUCCAAUCCUGGCUCCAGGGCAGCGCGCCCAGCGGCGCCGCCGCCGAGGCGCCGGCCGCGGCGCCGGCGAUGCCCGCAGUGCCGGCGCGGCGGAUCAUCGCGUGUUUGGACGUGCGGUCCAACGAUGCAGGGGACUUGGUGGUCACCAAGGGGGACCAGUACGACGUCCGUGAGAAGGGCGAGGUGCGCAACCACGGGAAGCCCGUGGCGCUGGCAGAGCGAUACUACCAGGAUGGCGCCGAUGAAGUCUCCUUUCUGAACAUCACAGCAUUUAGGGAUAUGGUCUUGACCGACCAGCCGAUGUUGGAAGUGUUGCGCCUCUCCGCGGAGCGGAUCUUCGUGCCGCUGACGGUGGGCGGCGGCAUCCGUUCGUAUGUCGAUGCCAAGGGUCAAAGCUACUCGGCGCUGGAGGUGGCAGAUGCCUAUUUUCGGGCAGGGGCAGACAAGAUCUCGAUCGGCUCCGAUGCCGUGGAGGUGGCGCGGGCCUUCUAUGCCGCGGGCCGGAAGGGCGAUGGCAGCUCUUCGAUUGAGCUGAUCAGUACCAAGUACGGUCGCCAAGCAGUGGUCAUCAGCGUCGACCCUCGCCGCGUCUACGUGCCCGAUGCCGCCGCGGCGGCGAACCACGCUGUGGUCGAGCUGAAGGAAGGGACGCCCAAGGGACCCAAGGGUGAAGGCUUCGCCUGGUACUGCUGCACCGUGAAGGGUGGAAGAGAAGACAGCGAGCUUGAUGUCGUUCAGCUGGCACAAGCGGUGGAAGCACUCGGUGCUGGAGAACUGCUUCUCAAUUGCAUCGACCGAGAUGGGCAAGGCACUGGAUAUGAGCUUGAACUGAUCAACCAGGUGAAGACCGCCUGCACCUUGCCGGUGAUUGCCUCCAGCGGCGCGGGGACGCCCGAGCACUUCGAGGAGGCCCUGGCCACGGGCGCCGACGCGGCGCUGGCCGCGGGGAUCUUCCACCGGGAAGAGGUUGAGUCGAUAGUCGAAGCAACCCAGAUGCUGGUCUCAGAUAGACGGCCAUUGCAACUCAUGGCAGCUGUGGGUGAGGGUUCCUUGAACCCCUAUGCGGGCGGCCGCUGGAAGAUCAAGGCGCGUGUGUUGACCAAAAGCGACAUCCGGAAGUUCAACAACAGCCGCGGCGAGGGCCAGCUCUUCAAGGUGGACCUGAAGGACCAGUCGGGGGAGAUGUCGGCCACCUUCUUCGGCCGCGCGGUGGACAAGUACCACGGCAUGCUGAAGCCCGGCCAGGUUUAUACCUUCACGCGCGGGCAAGUGAAGACGGCAAACAAGCGCUACGACACCGGGGACUUCGUGCUCACCUUUGAGGAGCAGGCGCAGGUCGAGGCCUGCGAGGAGGAUCAGAGCAUUCCCCGGAUCGGCUACGAGUUCCGUCCCCUGUGCGACGUGGCGGCGCUGGCUCCGGAGGCGCUGGUCGACGUCAAAGCCGCCGCCUGGUGCCGAAGGGAAGGGGUGAAGGAUGAGGUCAUCUACUCCGUUCCUCCACCGUUCACCUUCGUGGCCAAGACCUCCAACCGGGAGAUGACGAAGCGGGAGAUUGGACUUUGGGACCCCAGUGGCCCGGCAGGCUACAGCACCAUGGAGCUAACCCUGUGGAACGAGAGCGCUUUGGGCAGCGACUUCCAAGUGGGCCAGGUGGCCUUCUUGAAGAAGGCACGUGUCACGGAGUUCAACCAGCAGAAGUCCCUGGGCAGCCCGGCACAGCUCGAUCUGAACCCUGACCACCCGGACCGCUCCUCCGGCACCGCACCGUUCUUCCCGCCCGUAUCUGGACCGACCCGGUCGUUCGCAUCCACACCGCACGUCGACCACCGGUGCCAUGGGUGA